AUGUCGCGAGGAGGGUGCAGUUUUGUGGGUGGUGUUUCAUAUGAUGACAUUUUUGGUCUAACUCCAGAGACAGGGUUGAACCAUGAUAAACAUUUUGCGGAUCCGAACAUAUCAUCGGAGGGUAUCAGAGUGGAUCCUAAGAAGAUUGAAGCUAUUGUUAAUUGGAGACCACCCAGAAAUGUUACAGAAGUUCGCAGUUUUCUGAGUUUAGCCAGUUAUUACAGAAGGUUCGUAAAGGGAUUCUCUAUCAUUUCAUCACCUUUAACAAAAUUAUUGAAGAAAGCAGUUAUAUUCCAAUGGGAUGAUAGAGGUCAGCAGAGUUUUGACACUUUGAAGAAAAAGUUGACAGAAGCACCAGUGUUGACCCAGCCAGUGUCAGGUAAAGACUUUGAGAUUUACAGUUAUGCUUCUCAUAUUGGGUUAGGAUGUGUACUUAUGCAAGACAGGAAGGUGGUAGCUAAGACAGGAAAGGUGGUAGUUUAUGUCUUCCAGACAGUCAAUUAA
Messenger RNA from Jatropha curcas, 504 nucleotides. Lineage: Eukaryota; Viridiplantae; Streptophyta; Magnoliopsida; Malpighiales; Euphorbiaceae. The record is from RefSeq and is a predicted model, not a curated record.